UUGCUUGUGGCUGGAGUGCAAGUCUUUGUCAGUGAAAAUAUGUCAGUCCGAUCCUCAAGACAGUCUGGAUCUGUUAGAGGUCCUACUAGUGUCCAGAUUUCUCAGAUUUCCUCUACAUCUGCCCCAGUUCGCAAAGCUUAUAGCGUGUAUGCAGGAACAGGUGGCCGUACUCUUGCUUCAGGGCCAGCAUAUGGUGGCAGCAUCAUUUCAUCAUCUGUUACUAGUUUGGGGUCUGCAGCAGGUAGUGGCUAUGGGGCUGGUUUUGGCUUUGGUAGUGGUGGUAUUGCUGCUGCAAGUUUUGGUGGUUUGGCUGCAACUAGUUUGGGGUCUGCAGCAGGUGGUGGCUAUGGGGCUGGUUUUGGCUUUGGUAGUGGUGGUAUUGCUGCUGCUGCAAGUUUUGGUGGUUUGGCUGCAACCUUGGCUGGUGCAGAUGAUGGUGGUUUUCUUAAUGGAAAUGAAAAGGCAACCAUGCAAAACCUGAAUGACCGUCUAGCUUCCUACCUGGAUAAGGUGCGUGACCUAGAGAAGGAAAACUUUGAAAUGGAGCAAAAAAUCAAAGAGUACUAUCUGAAGCAAACUCAAGGAGGAGAAAGGAUAGGUCGUGACUAUAGUCACUAUUUCAAAAUAAUCGAAGAACUGAGGGAUAAGCGCAGCUCGUUUUCGCGCUGCUGCGCUACCCGUAAACACUGGAUAUCGGGGGAGGACAAAUAG
Protopterus annectens (West African lungfish) is the source of this 711-nucleotide messenger RNA. Its product is annotated as keratin, type I cytoskeletal 10-like. The coding region runs from base 40 to 711 and encodes 223 amino acids. Gene Ontology annotation, molecular function: structural molecule activity. Lineage: Eukaryota; Metazoa; Chordata; Ceratodontiformes; Protopteridae. The transcript has 2 exons. The record is from RefSeq and is a predicted model, not a curated record.